This is a messenger RNA of Mercenaria mercenaria, 15002 nucleotides long. Its product is annotated as bromodomain adjacent to zinc finger domain protein 2B-like. The record is from RefSeq and is a predicted model, not a curated record. Lineage: Eukaryota; Metazoa; Mollusca; Bivalvia; Venerida; Veneridae. Gene Ontology annotation, molecular function: DNA binding; protein binding. Bases 223 to 7074 code for a protein of 2283 amino acids. The transcript has 37 exons.
UGUACUAUGUAUAUUUGAUACAACUCCAGCGCUAGUGUGGAUUUGCACAUUUCAAGUUUUAAUUUACAAGGGAAGUUUAUACAUUUUCUACACUUUAAUGUUUAAAAGUUUAACAUUGAUCCAAAAGUUGUUGAGGACUGAAGUUUAACCUUUGAAGUUUCUUUGUGUUGACUAUUAUCAAGAGUAUCAAUGUACCAAUGUUUGAGAUAGGCAGAUGAACGUAUGGAGCAGAAAGAGAAGACGUCUCCCAUCUCGGGAUCCAGCAUGUUUGACCCGGCAAAGACGUCGCCCGUCCCAGGCUCAAACCUGUUUGACCCCACCACACUACUAGGGGCAUCUCCAUUUGCUGCGGGGAUGUCAGCACUGCCUUUUGCCCACUUGGCCCAUCUGCCUGGAGCAUUCUCGAUGCUUGGCCAUCCAGCAUUUCCUGUUUCAUCGCUGUUUGGUCGUCUUGGAGAUGGUAUUACAAGUCCGUUGGGUAUAUCAUCAUCCCUUGCAACCAGUCUCAGUCCAACAUCAGCAAAGUAUGGCAUGUUUGGGAGUUCACUUGGGUUUACGAGCAGUCCCACUUCCUCCUCUAAAACAACAACCUUGAGUAGCACAGCGGGAUCUAGUCACACAAGUACCUCAUCUAGGGGCCGUCGGAGUACAAACGGUGGGCGGGGUCGACCUCGUAAACUUGUGAAACAGCCUGCAAUACCGUUGUCCUUGGUCCAGUCUACAUCUAUACUCUCGCCUUCCAUGCUGGAGAAAUAUGCAAAAAAGAAGGAGAGUUCAACAAGUAAUGGAUUGGACAGCGAGGCACAUUCAGACAGGAGUUCCGUAUCAAGUCUUUUUGAUAUCAACUUCGACAAAGAUGCUGCUAAACCAAAGAAGUCGUCUCCUUCACCAAAGGCCGAGUCAAACAGAACCCCCUCCACCUCACCAAGCAGACGGUCACCAUCAAAGCCAGUAGCUUCAAGCAGUGCAGCCUCCACACCCCCACCAGAUAAAGUCCAUAUUGACAGCCUGAAGAAAAAGCUGAUUGCAGACCAGAUCAGACAUAGGAUGCAGACUAAGAAUUCUGGGACGUCUGAAACAGGAAGUAGCUCUCCACCUCCAUCAGGAAGAAAGAGGAGAGGGAGACCACCCAGGAUCUCACAGGAGAAUUAUAUGUCAGCACAGGAAUUAGGGGAGGAAGAGAAACGUCAAGAGAGAUUGAAACGUGAGCUAGAACUUGAGUUAAAACAACAAGAAAUAGCGCUGAAAAUGAUAAAAUCGGCUGGAAAUGAAAAGAUCAGUAAAGGGACUAAACUCAACUCUGUUCACGGUGAUAAAACUGUGGGAAAAACUGGUGUGAGACGCAGAAGUCCAAACAAGAUUGCUGACAAACUGAAAAUGAUGGCGGAACUUGCAGCCAAAAAUGGAGGGGAUGAUGCCCAGUCAGCAGACACUGGUGAAGAACAGGAGCCAGGUACCAGUAAAGAUGCAUCAGCUAGUGAUGAUGGGGACCAGAUGUCCAAGGUGAAGGACAUGUUUCACGAUACUAACAGUAAUGGUAGUUCAGCUCUGGAUUCUAAUGAUAUAGAGAAUGGAAGUUUGAGUGGGUCAGAAAUGGACAACACGGGUGACUCUGACAGUGAUGAUAAUGGGAAGAGGAAAGCUGACUCUGAUGGUGGGGAGAGACCGAUAAAGAGAAGACAUGUUGUGUUAGAUGAUGACAAGAUAAAGAUCCCUCUUAGUAAAGGCUGGAAACGACAGACAAAUAUACACUCAUAUGGACGACGCGGGAUAGUCGGAGAAGUAUGGUACUUUGCUCCAUGUGGAAGGAAGAUGAAAACAAUUCCAGAUGUAAUGAGGUAUAUUGAGCGUAACAAUGUGCAGGAUCUGGGACGUGACCUGUUCUCCUUCAACACCAAGGUCAAUGUAGGGGACUUCUAUGAGGCUAGAGUUGGUGGCGGUGAAAAUGGUUUUGUUAAGUUGUCAGAAUCGGAGAUAAAGGACCGUUUAUCUGUGACAGUGAGUCGACGCUUGAAGAAGAUCGAGAACCAGAAGAAACGAGAAAAGCUAAAGAUGCAGCAGAUAAUGGCAAGACAAAUGAUCGAAAAUAAAAUGAAGCAAAAACUGGAGCAGCAAGAGAUGGCGAGGAAGGUGGCAGAGAUGCAGUUUCAGAAGAGAUUAGAGAGGGAACAACAGAAAGAGCUUCUCAAACGAGCCAAACAAAUGAAAAUUUUAGAGAAGAAGAAACAGCGAGAACAGAUGCGGGUUUUGCGUGAGCGUGAGAGACAGCAACGUGAUGAGCAACUACGAAUGAAGCAGGAAAUGAGAGCGCACCAACUGCUUGAGAAAAGACGACAAAAACAGGAAGAUCAACAAAGAAAGAAAUAUAUUAAGGCCAUGAAACGAGUCGAGUGGAAUGGGAGACAACCUUGUGAGUUUUUGUCGAUGGCGGUGGCGCCGUCAAGUUCACCAUAUGGAAAUGAACGAGAGAUGAAGAGACAACAAGUGGCCAUGUUAAAAGAACAAAUGAGGUUGAGACAGGAGCAAGAACGACGGAGACAACAUAUGUUACUUCUCAAAGCACUGGAACAGAGGAAGAAACAGGAGGAACGGGAAAGACAGAGAGAAGAAAGAAUAGCUGAAAAGAGGAUGCAUAGAGAAAGAAAAAAUGAACAACGCAAAAUGGAGUUUGUGUUGGCACAAGAGCUAAAGAAACCAAGAGAGGAUAUGGAACUUAGAGACUUCAGGCCGAUGCCAGAGUUUUCAAGGAUUCCAGGAAACCACCUUGAUGGAGAGGCUUUUGCUGACUGUCUGAUGUCACUGGAGUUUCUGCACAACUUCUCUAAAGCUCUUGGGUUUGAUUCACAAACUCUUCCCACCCUCAAGAGUCUCCAGGAUGCUGUGUUGGCAAAGACUGAGGAAGACAGCGAGGAAUAUAUGUCACUUGUCACACAUCUUCUGAGACACGCCCUCGAUGAACCUGGUGUUCCAAAUCCAAAAGAGGCUGUGACAAAGUUAGGCCAGAAGAUAACAGAUAUAGAGAUAACAGAUGUGAUCCUGGCUGAGGUUUUACGUGUUUUUAUGGUCAUUAGAAAUGGAGGUGAAACUGAGCUGAGUGAAUAUUUGCGUAAUUACCCCCUGGAAGCAUGUUCUGUAAAUCAGAGGGCUGCAGUGGUAGCGUUCUUAUGUAAUGAGUUGAACUGUGGGAAGACAAUCACUACAGAGAUUGAAAAUCAUCUUGACCACAUGGCCGAUAUCCGCCGAGAUAAAUGGGUUAUUGAGGGAAAACUAAGAAGAUUGAGAAUCUUGAGGUCAAAAAAGUUCAACAAAGUUAUUGCCAAGCCAAACGGUGGUGAGGGAGAGGGUGAUGAUAGCAUCAUGACAUCAAUUAGUAAACAAAGUGACGAUGAAGAGGACAAGGAUGAGGGUAGCGGUAAUGAAGAAGAAAACUUUAAUGAAGGAGAAACGGAGGAAGAUGAUCCCACUACCCUUGAAGAAUGUGAGAAGCAAAUUGAGAAACUUCGUAAACAACAUGUGCAAUACAGGGAUAAAGUAUUCAAAGAGUCACAGCAUGUGCGUGGCAUAGAUCUAGGAAGAGAUCGGUAUAAACGUAAUUAUUGGGUACUGCCACAUGCAGGAGGUGUGUUCAUUGAGGGAAUGGAGUCAGGGGAGAUAAAAGAUCUUGUCAAGGUCAGAGUCAAGAAUGACAGGUCCGAGGCAAAGAAUCUAAAAAUAGAAGUGAUUGAUGAGCGAAGUGAGAAAAAAGGUUUUGCAUUUCUGGAAGAAAUUGAAGAAAAGAAAGCAGCGGGUAUAAGGAAACAUAAGUCUGAAAAUGGUUGUGAAAAUAAAAGUGUUCUUGUAAAUGGUGGUAAGGAAAUAAAGAAUGAAGUGAAAGAUAUUAGUGAAAUAAAGGAGGAAAAGCCUGAAAUAGUGAAGAGUGAGAAUACAGACAGUGUGAAGAGUGAAGAUACAAAAUUAGGGAAUGGUGUGAAGGCUGAACAGGAUACGAUCUCAAAAUCUGAAAUUGAAUCACCUAAACUUAAUGGACAUGUUGAUCAACUUGCUGUGUCUGAUACUCAUGUCAAAACUUGUGAAUCCUUAGAAAAGGUUGUGAAAAAUUCUGAUAUAAUACAGGACAGUCUAUGUAAUGGAGAUAUUAGAAGUUCUGACCAAAACUCACCUCAGUGCAUGUCUGUCUCAGGAAGUAACAAGACUGGUUCCAAUAAACUGUCAAAAAAUGAGACUGGUACCAGUAAAAACUCAUAUCACGAGACGGGUACAGGAAAUUCCUCAAGCAGUGAAAUUGAAACCAUUAAAUCCUCAAAUAAUGGGAUGAAUACAAGUAAAAUUCCAUCAAAACAUGUUGAAUUAAAGAUUCCAAGUGUAAAGUCUAGUGCAAUAGAAAAAGAAAAGUCCACAGAUGUGGAGAAUCAGUCUAACCUCUUUUUACAGAUUCCACAAUCUACCAAACUUAGUGACUUCUGCAGUAUGUCCAUAGAUGCUGCCAUUAAAAGCAAUUCUUCAAAAGAAACUGAUCAACAGCAGAACCCAUCAACCUCAUUAUCAUCCUCAUUGUUUUUGAAUACCUCAUUUCCUGACCAUGUGACCAAGUCAGCCAAUCAUCUUCCUUCAUUGUCGUCACCACCUCAGCCACCACCAGCUCAUUCAAAGACUAAUUUAUCUGAAAGAAAGCCAAGCUUCAUGAGUAUAGACUCUAUUCUAGAGAAGAAAACUGGAUCUAGUCAAAGUAACCAAUUUUAUCCAAACAGUGUUCUACCAGUUAACCCAUUUGUGACUCAGAAUCAGUCAGUACGAAGUGUUUCAGACAGCCAUACAGCAGACAGUAAACCAUGGUUUAGUUUAUUACCCAGAGUUCCCUGUGAUGAUAUGUCACUCACCAGGGGGCAGCACACAUCUAUCUCAUCAGGAAUAAUUCUGUCACCACCGUUUAUGUCUCAGCUGCCAUUCCAUCCAUUUUCAAUACAAAGCCCAUCAUUUUCAUCAUUCCAAAUGGGCCAGUUGUUUAAUACCUCAACGGACCAAGCUUUGACUGUGACCAGUUCUUCAACAACUGCAGUAACAACUGUAACACAGUCUAGUGACUCUUCGUUUAAGAAACCAGAGCCAGUCUCAUCUAGUCAGAAUCCUGAUCCAGAACAAGUCUUAAAAUCCCUCCAGGGUGAGGCCAAGCCAAUUCCUGAAGAAUACAAGAAAGGUUGGUGGAAGAUCAAUGAAGCAGAGCAGUUUAGUCAGCUACAGAAAUGUCUACAUCCACGUGGUAUACGAGAGAAGUCACUUCAGAAGACGAUACAGAAAUUCCAGGAUUACACACUAACAUCUUGUUCCAAAGCUAAAGAAGUUAUCUGUAUGGACUCUUCAUCCGAGGAGGAAGUUACAGAUGAUGAAGAGGAAGCAGAAGAUAAACCAGAAGAACAAGAAGAAAGUGAAAAUAAUGACAACCAAGAACAAAAAAUAGAGAAAAGUGAUGAAACUAGUGAAAAGAACUCUAUUGAAAAUACCACAGACACAAAUAAUGAACACAGUUGUGAUAAACAAACUGAAAAUUGUGAGAAAGAAAGUGAAAAAGAAAAUAACAGCGAAGAUCUGAGUAAUAAAAAGUGUGAUAAAACUAAAGGUAGGAAAAAAGGAAAGAACAAGAAGGAAAAACAAGUGAAGAAAAGAAGGAAGAAAAAGAAGGCAAUUCCAGUGAUAGAUUGUAAAGCAAAGUCAGAGGAGGCAGACAGAUUGAUACUGGAAGAGGUAGAGACAUUGGAAGAUAGAAUAGCAACUGCCAGUCUCCAAAUCAAGGGUUGGAAACUGGCACCAAAGACAUUUUCUGAGGAGUCAGAGGUUCGAAUCAUUCCACGAGGUGAGAUGAAGAAGGACGAGAAUGACUUGUAUCCGGUGGAAGCGGCCAAGGAACGUCUGCUGCAACUGGAAUCUAAUGUUGAACGCAGAUACCUCAAACCACCUCUGUCGAAAGCACAUAGAAUCAGUCUAAACAGUAUGUCAACCCCCAGCCAUACAGAAGCAACAGAUGAUCCGGACUCAGAGAUCGACUUUGAGAACCUGCCUGUUGGUCUACAGAUGUGGCGUAUUGCUGUCGCCACGGCAACAUCCCCAGCGCAGCUCAUGUUGUGUAUAAUACAGCUAAAUAAUUCACUGGCCUGGGAGAAAUCAAUCAUGAAAGUGCUAUGUCAGAUCUGCCGUAAAGACGACAAUGAGGCAGAACUGUUGCUAUGUGACGGUUGUGACCGUGGUUACCAUACUUACUGUUUUAAGCCCAAGUUGGAAACUAUUCCAGAUGGAGACUGGUAUUGUUUUGAAUGUGUAUCAAAGGCUUUGGGGGAAUCAUGCUGUUUGGUAUGUGGACGAAGGUUUGGCAAGAUGGCAGACUGUAAUAUGUGUAAUAGAAGUGUACAUAUAGACUGCCUCGACCCGCCUCUACCUAGGAUACCAAGGAAAUGGUUCUGUGCCUCUUGCGAUGACUGUACAAAGUCAUCUGCAAAGAAACGUGUAAGGAAGAACUCCACAGCCAGUGCCUCUGCUCCGUCCACGCCUGUCCCAGAUCUCACUCCCACAGGUCGUAAACGUAGAUCUGACUUUGGUGUUCCUCGGAAACGUAAAGCAUCAGAUGCUCAGUCUGAGAGUGACAGUCCACCGAAAAAGAAAGAGGACAGUCCAAGUGAGAAAUCUGCAAAUGUAGAGAAGCAGACGGACAAACUCAGUGAUAAGGAAAAGAUGAAAAUUGAGGAGCAGUCUACUGAUCUGAAAAUAUGCAGACUGCUUCACACAGAGAUGAUGAAACAUGAGGAUGGUUGGCCAUUCUUACAACCAGUCAGCUGUAAACACUUCCCUUCAUACAGGAAGUACAUCAAGUACCCAAUGGACUUUGGAACCAUGAAAAUAAAACUCAGGGACCAUAUCUAUCAAUCGCGUAGUGAAUUUGUGAAUGAUGCUAAACUUACUUUUGACAACUGUCAGUUGUUUAACGAGGAUGACUCAGAAGUAGGUCAGUGCGGGCACAACAUGCGUAAAUUCUUCAACCGUCGUUGGAAAGAACUUGUGCUGGAAUCCAUGUCUCAGUCAACGUAAUAACAGAUACAUUCAGUUUCCGUUCAUUUUGACACAAAAUGUUUUUAGCUCACCUGUCACAAAGUGACAAGGUGAGCUUUUGUGAUCGUGCGGUGUCCGUCCGUCCGUCAGUCCGUGCGUGCGUGCGUCCGUAAACUUUUGCUUGUGACCACUCUAGAGGUCACAUUUUUCAUGGGAUCUUUAUGAAAGUUGGUCAGAAUGUUUAUCUUGAUGAUAUCUAGGUCAAGUUCGAAACUGGGUCACGUGCCAUCAAAAACUAGGUCAGUAGGUCUAAAAAUAGAAAAACCUUGUGACCUCUCUAGAGGUCAUAUAUUUCAUAAGAUCUUCAUGAAAAUUGGUCAGAAUGUUCACCUUGAUGAUAUCUAGGUCAAGUUCGAAACUGGGUCACGUGCCAUCAAAAAGUAGGUCAGUAGGUCUAAAAAUAGAAAAACCUUGUGACCUCUCUAGAGGCCAUAUAUUUCACAAGAUCCUCAUGAAAAUUGGUCAGAACGUUCACCUUGAUGAUAUCUAGGUCAAGUUCUAAACUGGGUCACAUGCCUUCAAAAACUAGGUCAGUAGGUCAAAGAAUGGAAAAACAUUGUGACCUCUCUAGAGGCUAUAUCUUUCAUGGGAUCUGUAUGAAAGUUGGUCUGAAUGUUCAUCUUGAUGAUAUCUAGGUCAAGUUCGAAACUGGGUCAACUGCGGUCAAAAACUAGGUCAGUAGGUCUAAAAAUAGAAAAACCUUGUGACCUCUCUAGAGGCCAUAUAUUUCAUGAGAUCUUCAUGAAAAUUGGUCAGAAUGUUCACCUUGAUGAUAUCUAGGUCAAGUAUGAAAGUGGGUCAUGUGCCUUCAAAAAGCUAGGUCAGUAGGUCAAAUAAUAGAAAAACCUUGUGACCUCUCUAGAGGCCAUAUUUUUCAUGGGAUCUGUAUGAAAGUUGGUCUGAAUGUUCAUCUUGAUGAUAUCUAGGUCAAGUUCGAAAGUGGGUCACAUGCCAUCAAAAACCAGGUCAGUAGAUCAAAUAAUAGAAAAAUCUUGUGACCUCUCUAAAGGCCAUAUUUUUCAUGGGAUCUGUAUGAAAAUUGGUCUGAAUGUUCAUCUUGAUGAUAUCUAGGUCAGAUUCGAAACAGGGUCAUGUGCGGUCAAAAACUAGGUCAGUAGGUCUAAAAAAAGAAAAACCUUGUGACCUCUCUAGAGGCCAUACUUGUGAAUGGAUCUCCAUAAAAAUUGGUCAGAAUGUUCACCUUGAUGACAGCUAGGUCAAGUUUGAAACUGGGUCACGUGCCUUAAAAAACUAGGUCAGUAGAUGAAAUAAUAAAAAAACCUUGUGACCUCUCUAGAGGCCAUACUUUUCAUGGGAUCUGUAUGAAAGUUGGUCUGAGUGUUCAUCUUGAUGAUAUCUAGGUCUAGUUUGAAACUGGGUCAACUGCGAUGAAAAACUAGGUCAGUAGGUCUAAAAUUAUUAAAAUCUUUUGACCUCUCUAGAGGCCAUAUUUUUCAAUGGAUCUUCAUGAAAAUUGGUCAGAAUGUUCACCUUGAUGAUAUCUAGGUCAGUUUCGAAACUGGGUCACGUGCGAUCAAAAACUAGGCCAGUAGGUAUAAAAAUAGAAAAACCUUGUGACCUCUCUAGAGGCCAUAUUUUUCAUGUGAUCUUCAUGAAAAUUAGUGAGAAUGUUCACCUUGAUGAUAUCUAGGUAAAGUUCAAAACAGGGUCACAUACCUUCGAAAACUAAGUCAAUAGGUCAAAUAAUAGAAAAACCUUGUGACCUCUCUAGAGACCAUAUUUUUUAAUGGAUCUUCAUGAAAAUUGGUCAGAAUUUUUAUCUUGAUAAUAUCUAGGUCAAGUUCAAAACUGGGUCACAUGAGCUCAAAAACUAGGUCACUAUGUCAAAUAAUAGAAAAAACGACGUCAUACUCAAAACUGGGUCAUGUGGGAAGAGGUGAGCGAUUCAGGACCAUCAUGGUCCUCUUGUUUGAUAAUGGCACAAUGACUUUCUCUGUCUUUCUUAGCAUAAUGUACAAAACAUUCAUUUUACUGUAUUUAUUUAUGAUGAAAAAGGCGGCAUUGCUUUGACUUGCAUUAAGUACAUGUUGAUAUAAAGUGAAAAAUUACACAAACUAGUGCUCCUCAUAUAUCUAUGAACAUUACAGAGUAAAACUUCAGCAGUCUCUCACAUUUUUAGGAUCACUGGAUAUCCGUCUGUUGUUCACAAUUUCUUCAAAGAACAUCUCCUAAACCAUCAAGUCAGUUUCAACAAAACUCAGUAGGAAUGUGCCAUAGGUGGUCCCCUUUCAGAUUCCUUUAAAAUUAAGGUCAUCCGUGCAUAAUUCUAGUUCCCGUCAGAAAACACUAGCUCGAAUUCAUAAUCAUUUCAAAGCGAUGUUUCUUGGGUGAUCUACCAAAUUCCUUCAAGUCAUUCUGAUUUAUUUAAAAUCAUGGCUGCCAGGGUAGGAGUGAUGAACUAGUUUUCUCGAUACAGUUUUAUGAAAAACUUUAAAAACUUUUUUCUCCAAAACUGCAAGCCCGAUACAAUUUUAUGAAAAACUUUAAGAACUUUUUUCUUCAAAACUGCUAACCCGAUUUCAAUUUUUUUACAGCAAUGUUCGUAAGGUGACCAGCUGCCAUAUUUCUUCAAAUCAAAUCCCUGUAUGGCUAUAUGGGAAACAUAGAAGUGUUUUUUUUUUCUCUGGAACCACUGACUCAGUUUCAUUAUGAUUUCUCAGCAAUGUUCCUUACACGACUCUUUACAAGGUCCUUUGAUUUAUUAUGAUUCGUGAAAAAUCAUGACCACCAGGGGUUCAGGCUAGUUUUCUGUAUAUGGCUAUAUGGAAAACUUUGAAAAUUUUCUCAGAAACAACUGGCCCAGUAUCAAAAUAGUUUGACAGCAGUGUUCCACAGCACUUGUUCAAUCCAGACGUGAAACUUAGGUGGGCAAUUUAGAACCAUCAUGGCCGUCUUGAUGACAGCCUUCUUGUUAGUUUUCUUCAGUUAUACAGUAGUGUUAAAUGGAUAAUAUUCACGAUGGAGUUUAUUUUCUCUGAUUCCUACCGGUAUUCACAAUUUUUGUAUCAUGUGAAUUUUAAACCACCUGAACUUUGCUGAAUAUUAAAUUUAAAAACUUUAUCAGUUAUAAAUUGUGAAUUCUUCAAGAUGAUAAUGAGUCUGCUAAUAAAUCAUGAAAUAAAAUUAAAAGAAAUAACUUUUCUAUAUACAUAACUUAUACAUGUACUUAUUUGCUUUUUUACUUUUUGUCAAAUUACAUAUUAGUUAGUACUCGGUAUUUUAAACAGGUGAAUAUUUUGAUUCAUAAAUGGAAGCUUUUGUGGAACCUUUUGUUGAUAUAUGUAUGCUGUAAGGGCAUUUAAGUAUAAAACAGACCACCAGAUUAUGUUUUUCACUGUCAUUUUUUAGAAAUAUUUUAUAUGCCUAUUAUUUUUAAGUCUGUUACUGCUUGUAUAUUUUCUAAAAUGUUUUUUUUUUCUGUAAUAAUUUAAUAUGAUAAUGGUAUCUGGACCUGUUUUUGAACCAAAGACAUUUUUUAUUUUAAAGCAUUUUUCCUCAGCUGUUCUUAUUAUUUUGAUAUCACAUUUCACAGACGUUCUCAGGAAAUCAGUCUUUUUAUGGGUAAUUUUCAGUGUAUGUACAUUGUAUAAAAAAAAAGAAAAUAUAAGAAUAUAGCUUCGAAUGUACAGUUGAUUUUUAAAUGAGCCACACCAUGAGAAAACCAACAUAAUGCAUUUGCAGCCUGCAUAUCUACAGACCAGCCUGCACAUCUGCGCCAUCUGGUCAGGAUCCUAAUGCAGUAAGAGAAACCAUUAGGGAACAGUAUGGAACCUGGCCAGACUGUGUGGAUGCGCAUGCUGGUCUGGAUCCAUGCUGGUCGCAAAAGCACUAUGUCAGUUUUCUCAUGGCGCCGCUCAAAUUGCUUCAUAGCUUCAGAAUUAUGUUAAGCGUAGUAUAUAUAUAUAAGUGCAAUAAAAUUAACAUUUUCCUGAAAUACUAAAUAUUUGUAUCAUAAGUUGUAUUUCUGUCGUUAAAUUUGUUGUAUAAUUUGCAUUUAUAGACCCAGGGCUCUGUUACCAAUCACUUACAUUUAACACGUUAAUUCUCGAAUAUAAUUAGGUGAUUGAAUCUCGGUUAGCUUACAGAUUUGAAAAGUGUUGUCUCGUGUAUCAGAUGAAUAAGAAUGACUGAUAUGCGUGUCUUGCAUAUCUGGUUAAUAAGAAUGAAUAAUACAUGUAUAUUGUCUAGAAUCUUGUAGUAGAAUUUAAUUACUACCGUCGAACCAGUUUAAAUUUUUGAAACACUUGUAUUAAACGACAACAGCGGAUGAAAGCAAACAAAUAUGCUUGAGGAAAACCUCUAAAUUUUAAGUGCUGUUUGAAAAAAUAAUCUGGUAAAUCUGUCAUUAAAGACAGCCAUUUUAUAUGUAAGCAAAACGGAAGUUUUGUUAGUAACUUUUUGCUGUCACUAUUCUUAUAGUGUCUAUUAUCAUUUGUGUAUAGUUUCAGUGUUGUCUCAGUUUUUAUUUAUUGCUUUAAAUGUUACUGUUAAACCUAAAACAGCACAAAACACUGGUCAGAUAUUUUAUACAUCUUGCAGAUGAAAUUAACCUCAAUUUGUAAUAUUUACACACUGUGAUUAAAAUAUGUCUUGAAAGGAAAAACUUUGUUUUAUAUAUUUGUUUUAUUGCAUCAUGACAAGUUUUUAAUUUGAAGUGUCUGCCUCAGCCCAAAAUGGUGCAAAUUUAAUUUUUGUUGAAAACUGGCUGAAUUUUGUUCUUUUCUUUUCAUAAUUUUGAAAUUUGUCAAUUAUAUCGUUGAAAUGUGGCCAAAAGACUGUACAGUGUAUAUUCAUUAUAUUUAUCUUUGAGACUUAAAACGUUGAUUAAAAAGAAGGGAAAAUAAUGGUUAUUAAUAACGUUUAUACCAGUAAAUUAGUGCUUUAUCUAACAUUCCAGACUUCAUACUUAAUACAUCAGUUGGUGCAAUGUGCAUGCUUUGAUCUGCUGGAAAAUGAAAACUGUUAUUUUUUUGUUAUUUCUAUAAACAUAUUAUUGUAAGGAUGGAUUUACACAAAAUCUUGAGCAAACAUCUCUAAGCUAUUGCACAUUUCAUGAAUCAUUCUGAGAAGUUGAAAAUCAGUACAAAACUGAGAAACCACUCAAUUUUUGAAGCCCUGCCUGUUGGACAUAUGAUAAAACUAAGUAAUUACUGUUGAUUUAUGUGUUCUCUGUAUAUGAUUUUGAACAUUCUUCACUUGUUACGAAAAAUAAUUUUUUUAUUAUGCCCCCGAAGGUGGGCAUAUUAAAAUCGCACGGUCAGUGCAUGCGUCCGUGUAAAUUCUUGUCUGGGCUGUAACUCCUUCAUCCAUGAAGGGAUUUUGAAAUAACUUGGCAUAAAUGUUUACAAUAAUGAGACGAUGUGUCAUGCGCAAGACCCAAACCCUUAGCAUUUCCAAGGUCAAGGUCACACUUAGAAGUCAAAGGUUAACAGGGUCUGUUUUGUGUCCGGUCCAUAACUCUGCCAUUGAUGAAGGGAUUUUGAAAUAACUUGGCAUAAAUGUUAACCAUAAUGAGACGACGUGUCGUGCGCAAGACCCAGACCCCUAGCUACAAGGUCAAGGUCACACUUAGAAGUCAAAGGUGUUACUUGUCUGGUCUACAACUCUGCCUUUUAUCAAGGGAUUUGAAAAUAAUUUGACACAAGUGUCACGCUUAUGACCUGGGUCAAGGUCAUGAAAUGAUGUGUGAUUUUUUUUGCGCAGACAACUGUAGCAUUUUUGGACACACUUUGGGGGAAUUUGUCACAAAUAGUGACAGCUCUUAUUAUGACCGAAGGAUGUCGAAAACCACAUAGGAAGAAUAUGUAAUAGCACUGAAAUUGUCAUCAGGAGACCAUUACCUUAAAAAAGGAAUAUUAGAAUGCAGUCUCUCUCUAGGACAGCAUAGCCUUGCCAAAAAAAAAAAAAACACAACAAUGACCGUCUACCUUAUUGUAAUACAAUAUGUUGUAAUUUUAGCUGUGUAGUAUAGAAAAGUUAUGCUGCUUGUAUAAAAGCCUCUUAAGUUAUCCUUGUGUAAUGUUCCUAUUAUAAUCAGUUUGUAAUGUUGCUGUUAUAAUAGGUCUGUGUUACGUUGCCAUUAAUAAAUUAGGUCUGCGUAACGUUGCAGUUAAUAACAGGUUUGUGUAACUUUGCUGUUACAGUUGGUUUGUGCUUCAGAAAAAAAAAUUGUGUUCAUUUCCUAUUUCUGUAAGUCAACUUCCUAUGUAUUAUCCAAGAACAUGUUUUUCGUAUUAACCCUUAGCCUGCUGGCGGCAGAUGAUUCUGCCUUUGCGACCAGUGUAGACCAAGAUCAGCCUGCACAUCCGUUCUGAUCAUGGUCUGCACUGUUCGCUAUUCAGUCAGUAAAUUUUCAGUGAAAACCCCUUUGAAUACUAAGUGGUACUGUCCAAAUUGAAAGAUGGACCAGUCCAUUAUAGAAAUAUAGCAGGGUAAGGGUUAAGGAUCAUGUUUGUUAUAGUAAAUUAGCUUCAAAGUGAAACUAAAUAACAUGAUCUGAAAAACACCAGUUUGAAUAGAAAGAUCACAUUUGUUAGUUAAGUACUCUGCAACUUGAUAACAAGAUUGUUUAUUAAGUUAUUCUAAGACAGAAGUUGCGGCUGUAGGCAUUGAAAGUGUAGUAAGGACAUGCUGGUCCCUCAAGCCGUUACAUUUUUAACAUGGCAUAACCUUACGUGUCGUCUUGGCCGAGUCUGUAGAUUAAGCAUGUUUAUUCUAUACCUUUAGAAUAUUAAAUGUACACUGCAUUAGAUCUUUGUAUAAAUGUUGCAAGUGCUUCUCACAUUGAAACUAGUCAUUAAAUGUUUUAAUAAUAUUCUCUUUUUUUUUUUUUCUAAAUGCUGCUUUAUUUAGGGAUUAACAAAAUAACUAAGAAGAAAUUUUGUGAAAAACUUUGAUCCUUAGACAGUGUUUAGUAUUAUUUUUGUGUUACAUAUCCUUAGCACAAAUAAGUGAAUAGAUUCAAAGAUUUAUAAAUUAAAAGAGAUCUGAAACUCUGAAAGAAAAUAAGUCUCUCUUAAUAUCCAGUUAGUCGUUAUUUGACCUUUUGUGAAAAUAUUGCCUUUUUGAGUAUCAUUCCUAUUGCUUACAGGCAAAUUUUUACAACUGUUAGAAAACUGUAAACACUUCUAUCUCAUUUGCCAAAAAAACUUAGGCAUGUAUAUUAUUCGUACUAAAAUUGUUUGUUAUGCAGUCAGACAUGUAUUAACAGUCAGACUCCUUUAGUAAUAUUAUUAGUGGUCAGAAACUAAUACCGGUAGUAAUAUGUAUAUAAGUCAGACACACAUGCGAAGACAGGUAUUAGUGACUCAUACAUGUCAAGUUCCGUGGACAAUUUUCCAGGAGAAUUCAGUUGAAAAUCCAGGAGAUUUUAUUGACCAGCAUUUUUUGGGAAAUUUGACUGACUGGACAAUUUCUGUAAUUUUUACAUCAUUGUUAAAUGUAUAUUUAAUUAUACCAAAGCUCAACAACACUGUUUGCUGUAAAGUAAAGCUACAUACAUUUUCUAGGGAAUAAAAUUUAAAAAGCGUGUGCAAAUUCAUCCAAAGUUCAGAACGUUCUUUAUGAUUACCUCCCUUUCUGGAAUUGAGCAGAACUACUUAUUUUGAAACAGUGUAUAAUAUAUGUUUGACUGUGUUUUACUUUCACUUGAUGUUGUAAACGUAUAACUGGUACAAUACCCCACCGUUUUUAUGAAGAUACACUAUUUUUCACUGAAGUUUAUUGUCUGUUUUGAAUGUAUCCGAUUUUUGCAAUGUAUUAUUUUAUGAACUGUAAAAACACAUCAUUGUCAGAGUUUAUAACUGAUCAUAUUUGUUCAUUAUCAUUUUCAUAAUACAAAUUGUGGUGAACUGUACAUUGUAAAAAGCAAUAAAAAUCAAUUCUUA